Theobroma cacao (cacao) is the source of this 1818-nucleotide messenger RNA. RefSeq names its product cysteine-rich receptor-like protein kinase 29. The record is from RefSeq and is a predicted model, not a curated record. NCBI's taxonomy places the organism in Eukaryota, Viridiplantae, Streptophyta, Magnoliopsida, Malvales, Malvaceae.
UAUAGAGUUAGAGUUUAGGUAUCUCGAAAUUAUAAGGUAUCUGAUCCGUUGACAUCCCUAACUCAUCUUGUGGGGGCUAUACAGCUCUAAGAUUGACCUGUUGACUUGCUUUGAUCACGGCCAUACCCAUUCGGUUUUCCUGCUUCUAGUUCAAUUCCAAAAUAUCUGCGGAAAAAAAAAUCAAUAAUUAAAGCAACAGUGGGAAAAGGGGGACUAAAAUCUUUUCUUGAGAACCCUGUUAGUCCUCAAACAAAGCAUCGAGACGAAAAGAAUAUCAGAAGUAUGGAAGGGGUUCUUGUUGACUACAUUAUCAAAGUAGUUGAAAAUAUUAAUCUUUCACAUAUGGUUUACUUUUCUUAUAUAUAUUUUUUUUAUAAUUAUAUAAACAAUUUUUUUUAUAAUAGAUAUGAUAGAAUAAACAACUUUGAUUCUUUUUUAUUACAGAACAGGAUAUGAUUAGUUAAUAUCCAUUAUUCUAACUUUGUCAGUCACAUCCGUCAAGGGUCAUCUUGAGUCUUCAGAACAAAACGCAAUUUAUGGCGUUAGUGACUGGCGUCAUGGUUGGUCGUAGGCGUCGGGGCAAAAUUUAUACCAUAAAAAGGAGUAUGUUCACAAAGUUUUCUACAUCAAAAUCUGUCAAGGGCAAGGAGAGACGCUGGCGAUGGAGUGUUCAGGACGACUCCUGUUUUAUUGUUCACUUAUCCUAUCCCUUGCUGCUCUUGCCCUCGCAGAUGAUCCUUAUUUUGAGUGUGGAUUCGUUGAGGACAGAGGCAACUACACCGCAAACAGCAGUUACCAGGCCAACCUAAACCGCAUCGUUUCCCAACUUUCCUCUCUUACAGAAUUCAAUUACGGAUUCUUCAAUCUGUCUGCAGGUGAAAGCCCUGACGAAGUUAAAGCAAUCGCACUAUGCACGGGGGACAGAACCCAGGAUGAAUGCAACAGUUGCCUUCACCGCACCGCAACCGAGCUCAUACAGCGCUGCCCCUGGCACAAGGAGGCGACCGCAUGGUCAGAAUUUUGCCUGGUGCGGUACGCCAACCGAGACAUCUUUGGACAACUGGAAAGCGAGCCCCGUACUUGUGCCUUCAACACAAGGAAAGCAUCCAACCCUGUGCAGUUCAAUGAUGGAUUAAGUGAACUAUUGAAUAAUCUGAGCAACAUAGCUGCAGCCGGGGGUCCACUUCGCAAGUAUGCAGCUGGUAAUGCAACAGCUGGUAACUUGCAAACGAUAUAUGCUGCGGUGCAGUGUACUCCUGAUAUGGACAAGCAAAAUUGUACUCAUUGUCUAGAUGACGGAAAGGCAGAGUUUUUAAACUGUUGCUAUGGAAGGAUAGGAUGCAGGGUCCUUAGACCAACUUGUAUCUUGAGGUUUGAGUCUAACCCCUUUUAUCACACUGCAGUUCCUCUACCGUCACUGCCACCAUCUCCAACACCACCUGGUCCAACUACUUCUCCAACGUCAAUAGGAGGUUAGGCGGCCACCAACAGAAUGGAAGAAGGGGGCUCAUCGCACGGUGUCGUUUUCUUUAUGAUUCAAAGUUGUGUCUAAACGUUAAGUUGUUACGUCGUUUUACUUACUUAUGUAGUAAAACGGUGGAUAUAUGUGCCGUUUUCUUCUUCUGUCAUUUGGGUCUUGUUACCUUACUUUUUUCUUAUAUGCACAUUAGUGCUGCCGUUUUUGGGUCUUUCUGUUGAAGUCUUAACAGCCAUGUCUGCUAGUCUGUGUUUAUUACGGUUGGCAUUGCACAGAAAAACUAAAGAGUAUAUAAAUGAAAAUGCAACCGUUAUACUUGGGUUGCUUAUGAUUUUCGAAUA